UCCAGACUGAACACAGAGCGUCAGAAGAACCAGUACCACCUCCACUCUGUGGCAUGUGUUGGCACUGAGGUCCACCUGGCAGCCUGCCCCCUGGAGUUCAACAAGGGUAAUGCCACAGGUUCCUGUAAGGGCGGCAUGCCAGUUGUGGUCAGCUGUGUACCUGGACCACAGUACGUACACAACAACGGACUGAAGAAGAAACUGAAAACCACGAGCACGGUGAGGCUGAAGGGUGGUGCCAAGCUGGGUGAGGGCAGAGUGGAGGUACUGAGGAACAAUGAGUGGGGCACGGUGUGUGACGACCGUUGGACCCUGCUGUCUGCCAGCGUAGUGUGUAGGGAGCUGGGCUUUGGAUCUGCCAAGGAGGCCCUGACUGGUGCUCGCAUGGGACAAGGGAUGGGUCCUAUCCACAUGAAUGAGGUCCUGUGUCUGGGGACGGAGAAGUCGAUGUGGAACUGUGGCUUUAAGAACAUAACCUCAGAGGACUGCCAGCAUGUAGAAGACGCCGCUGUGAGGUGCAACACGCCAUACAUGGCCCUGGAGAACUCGAUCCGUCUGACAGGGGCCGUACGCGGUAUGAGGGGGCGGGUGGAGGUGCUGAACACAGGAGGCUAA
Messenger RNA from Oncorhynchus masou masou (cherry salmon), 615 nucleotides. RefSeq names its product lysyl oxidase homolog 3B-like. Gene Ontology annotation, cellular component: membrane. The transcript has 5 exons. Gene Ontology annotation, biological process: peptidyl-lysine oxidation; collagen fibril organization. The record is from RefSeq and is a predicted model, not a curated record. The coding region runs from base 136 to 615 and encodes 159 amino acids. Gene Ontology annotation, molecular function: protein-lysine 6-oxidase activity. NCBI's taxonomy places the organism in Eukaryota, Metazoa, Chordata, Actinopteri, Salmoniformes, Salmonidae.